This is a messenger RNA of Tetrapisispora phaffii CBS 4417, 1332 nucleotides long. RefSeq names its product kynurenine--oxoglutarate transaminase (gene BNA3). Gene Ontology annotation, cellular component: cytoplasm; mitochondrion. The transcript has a single exon. The record is from RefSeq and is a predicted model, not a curated record. Gene Ontology annotation, molecular function: L-kynurenine:2-oxoglutarate transaminase activity; pyridoxal phosphate binding. Lineage: Eukaryota; Fungi; Ascomycota; Saccharomycetes; Saccharomycetales; Saccharomycetaceae. The coding region runs from base 1 to 1332 and encodes 443 amino acids. Gene Ontology annotation, biological process: biosynthetic process.
AUGUCACUGCGAUUUGCGAGAUCCUUAAAAACAAUGACUACUUCUAAACUUAAUUUCACUCCUAAUAACUAUUUUACACAAAAUAAUUUCAAAGAUGUUUGGAGUUUAACGAAUGAAACUGCUGCUCUUGCAAGCACUAAUUCCAAAAAUAAGGACAGAGGAUUGGUGAAUUUAGGACAAGGCUUUUUCUCCUAUUCUCCUCCAAAAUUUGCAAUUGAAGCUUUACAAAAGGCUGUCGAAGAACCAUUGGUAAAUCAAUACUCUCCAACUAGAGGUCGACCAACUUUAAUUAAGUCUUUAACAGAUCUAUAUUCUCCACUUUACAAACUAACUUUGAAGCCAGAAAAUGUACUGGUCACAACUGGGGCAAAUGAAGGUAUAUUGGCUUGUUUGAUGGGUAUUCUAAAUCAAAAUGAUGAAGUUAUUGUUUUCGAACCAUUCUUUGAUCAAUACAUUCCAAAUAUUGAAUUAUGUGGUGGUAAGGUCGUUUACGUUCCAAUUAAUCCACCAAAGGAUUUGGAUAAAAGAGUCACCAAAGGUACUGAAUGGACUUUGGAUUUUGAACAAUUCGAAAAUGUGAUUACCAAUAAAACAAAAGCAAUUAUAAUUAACACACCACACAAUCCAAUUGGUAAAGUUUUUACAAGAGAAGAACUGAAGAGAAUAGGCGAUAUUUGUGUUAAACACAAUGUUAUCAUUAUUUCUGACGAAGUAUAUGAUAAUUUAUACUUUGUGGAUGAAUUUACCAGAAUUGCUACCUUAUCGCCAGAGAUUGGUCAAUUAACUUUAUCAGUUGGUUCUGCAGGGAAAACAUUUGCUGCAACAGGUUGGAGAAUUGGCUGGGUGGUAUCAUUGAACCCAGAAUUAUUAAAUUUUGCAUCUAAAGCGCAUACAAGAAUUUGUUUUGCUUCUCCUUCUCCUAUUCAAGAAGCAUGCGCAGAAUCGAUCAAUAUUGCACUAAGGAAUGGUUAUUUUGAAAACAUGAGAAAUGAAUAUGUUAAGAAAUAUAAAAUUUUCACUAGUGUAUUUGAUGAAUUAGGAUUACCAUACACAGAAGCAGAGGGUACAUAUUUUUUACUUGUUGACUUUUCUAGAGUCAAAAUUCCAGAAGAUUAUAAAUUUCCAGAGGAAAUAAUAAAUAAGGGUAAAGAUUUCCGUAUUUCAAAUUGGUUAAUUAAUGAAUUAGGAGUUGUUGCAAUACCUCCAACAGAGUUUUAUAUUAAAGAGCAUGAAAAAGCAGCUGAAAAUUUACUAAGAUUUGCAGUUUGUAAAGAUGACGAAUAUCUAGAAAGAGCUGUUGAAAGAUUAAGAUUGUUAAAAGCAUAUAUAUAG